AUGGCACCGAGAGAGAAAAGUGCGCUUAAGCGGGGCAGACUCAGUGUGGAUGCUGAUUCACAAGACCUGAAAAAGCCGCGUCGGUCUCAACGUAUAUCAAGCCAGCAGCAACUUCAGGAGACACCAGUGGAUCACGACUAUCUGCCAACUCCGCUAACCCAUGGCUAUUCAACCGCCACGGACAUCCGCAACGAAGUGACGGCCACUCCGCCGGAAAGCCCAAGCCGGACCCGUCCACCCUCGUCGCCCAAUCCAGACUUCUCUCAGGCGCUGUCAUCACCACCAGGGGACACACAGGCCCUCUCGCAGUUUGUCUAUCCCCCAAGAGCAUUUGCAGAUGAAGUGGAGGAUGAAGAUGCCGAGGGAGUUUGGGGGUACCUGAUCCCCUUAGAUGACAAAGUUAGCGGUUCCUUUGUCUUGAAGAGGCGAGAUGGUUGUGAACUCCGAGAUGAGGCCGCCAAGGAAAAGUCUGGGAAAAAGUAUCAGGUCGGUAAGCAAGGCAAUGGUCGGGCACCUGGCGGCUACCUAAUUGGCCGUCACCCGGAGUGUGACCUGAAGAUCGAUAGCCCUACGAUAUCAAACCGGCACUUCCUCCUAUUUGAGGAGAAAAGGAAAGGCGAUGUAGUAGCCAUCUUGGAGGACCUUUCCAGCAACGGAACCUUUGUGAAUGAUGCUAUUGUUGGACGAAAUAAGCAUCGUGAGCUUGAAGACGGGGAUGAGGUUUCUAUUUUGAAUGAGGCCCGCUUUGUUUUCCGCUAUCCGCGCACUAGGGACACAAAUCGCUUCCGCCAACAGUAUCAGAUUCACCGGCAGCUUGGUAAAGGCCACUUUGCGACAGUCUAUCUGUGUGUGGAAGGCUCGACAGGGAAACAGUUUGCAGCCAAGGUCUUUGAAAAGCGGCCCGGUGAUUCACAGAAGUCUCAGACAGAUGCUCUACAGCAGGAGGUUGCACUCUUGAAGAGCGUCAACCAUCCCAACCUCCUCUGCUUAAAGGACACCUUUGACGAGAAUGACGGAGCUUAUCUGAUUCUGGAGCUGGCCCCCGAGGGUGAACUGUUUAAUUUGAUCGUGAGCAAGCAAAAGCUUAGCGAAUCAGAAACUCGUCAUUUGUUCCGGCAGCUCUUUGAAGGGCUGAAGUACCUGCAUGAACGAGGAAUUGUGCAUCGGGACAUCAAGCCCGAGAAUAUUCUGCUGGCUGACAAGAAGAUGACGGUGAAACUAGGUGACUUUGGACUUGCAAAGAUCAUUGGAGAAGAUUCCUUUACCACCACAUUAUGUUGCCCCAGAAAUUUUGCAGGAUACUCGUCGGCGGCGGUAUACGAAGGCUGUGGACGUCUGGUCCCUGGGAGUGGUUCUUUACAUUUGCCUUUGUGGCUUUCCCCCUUCUCGGAUGAAUUAUACACACGAGAGAACCCUCUUACACUGGCGCAGCAGAUCAAGAUGGGCAAAUUUGACUAUCCCUCGCCCUACUGGGACUCGGUGGGCGAUCCUGCCUUGGAUCUGAUUGACCGGAUGCUUGUUGUGGACGUGGAGAAGCGAAUCACAGUGGACGAGUGUCUGGAGCACCCCUGGAUGACUGAGAAAUAUCCUAGCGUCACUGACAGCACUGAUGGGCUGACAGGCGCCUUGGGCAACUUGGAUUUCUCUAAGCGCAAGAUCAAACGGGAGCGGACUCUGCUGAGCAGUGUCAACGACGUCCGGUUCAGCGAGCACGUGGAAGGCAGUGAAACUCCAGUUAAAGUCUUCCACAAAAACAAUGCUGAUCAGCGUGUCCAUAACCGACCAGCCAAUGCCAAUGCCCGAGAACCGUCCCCCGGCAAUCAAGGCAGUCCCAAAGGAUUUGUGAAUCUGGGUGAGCGUGGUGAUCCAACAUUGUACGACGAACCAAGGAGUUGA
Penicillium longicatenatum is the source of this 1896-nucleotide messenger RNA. RefSeq lists its product as uncharacterized. Gene Ontology annotation, cellular component: nucleus. Gene Ontology annotation, biological process: mitotic DNA damage checkpoint signaling; protein phosphorylation. Bases 1 to 1896 code for a protein of 631 amino acids. Lineage: Eukaryota; Fungi; Ascomycota; Eurotiomycetes; Eurotiales; Aspergillaceae. The record is from RefSeq and is a predicted model, not a curated record. Gene Ontology annotation, molecular function: protein binding; protein serine/threonine kinase activity; ATP binding. The transcript is spliced from 5 exons.